AUGGGACUGUAUGGGAGCAAACGCCACCAGUCCACGCCACAAAAGCAGUGUGAGGCUGCAAAUAGGCAAAAACCUCAGAUAUUCUCCAGGAAGAAACCUCCUCCACCCCCGCCCCCGUUCAGACAACAUGUUAGUACCUCGCCUCUAAACCAACCAUCAGAGCAAGAAGAGGACUUUGUGAUUGUACUGUAUGAUUUCGCCUCCACGAGUGACCGCGACUUGGAGCUGACCAAGGGAGAGAAGCUUCAAAUCCUAUCUAAAGAUGGGGACUGGUGGCUGGCAAAGUCUCUCACCACUGGAAAGAAGGGUUACGUCCCCAGUAACUUCGUCGCACAGAUGGAUACCUUGGAAGUGGAAAAAUGGUUUUUUAAAGCUCUCAGUAGAAAAGAUGCCGAACGGUUGUUGAUGGCUCCUGGCAACAAAGUCGGGUCUUUCCUUGUAAGAGAGAGUGAAACAAAUAAAGAUGCCUUUUCACUGUCCGUGAGAGACAGCACCUCUAGUCAAGGCGACAUCAUCAAACACUACAGGAUCCGCUCCUUAGACGGCGGGGGAUACUACAUCUCCCCCAGGAUCACCUUUUCCUCACUGCACCACCUAGUCCAGCAUUACAGCAACAAAGGGGAUGGUCUGUGCCAGAGGCUGACCACUCCGUGCACAUCCCUGGUUCCCCAGAGGCCCUGGGCGCAGGACGAAUGGGAAAUCCCACGGGAGUCUCUGAAGCUUGUGAAGAAACUUGGUGCGGGACAGUUUGGAGAAGUAUGGAUGGGCUAUUAUAAGAACAGUGUGAAGGUGGCUGUGAAGACCCUAAAGGAGGGCUCCAUGCCUCCUGAUGCCUUCCUGGCUGAGGCAAACUUGAUGAAGAUGCUCCAGCACGACAAGCUAGUCCGGCUGCAUGCAGUAGUCACCAAACAGCCAAUCUACAUUGUGACAGAGUACAUGGCCAACGGGUGCUUGCUGGAUUUCUUGAAGACGGAUGAUGGAAGCCAACUAACUCUCCCAAAACUCAUUGACAUCUCAGCCCAGGUUGCAGAAGGAAUGGCAUACAUCGAGAGAAUGAACUCUAUCCACCGAGACCUGAGAGCAGCCAACAUCCUUGUCUCAGAGACGCUCUGCUGUAAAAUUGCUGAUUUUGGCCUGGCCAGGAUAAUAGAAAAUGAGUACCUGGCCCAAGAAGGUGCCAAAUUCCCUAUUAAAUGGACAGCGCCAGAGGCAAUUAACUUUGGGGUUUUCACAAUCAAAUCUGACGUCUGGUCAUUUGGGAUUCUUCUAACGGAAAUUAUAACCUACGGCAGGACCCCUUAUCCAGGCAUGACCAACCCCGAGGUCAUUCGGAACCUGGAGCGGGGCUAUCGCAUGCCGUGCCCGGACGGUUGCCCUGGAGAACUCUACACCAUCAUACUGAGGUGCUGGAGGGGUAAGCCAGAGGACAGGCCCACCUUUGAGUACCUGCAGUCCGUCCUCGAGGAUUUUUACACGGCGACGGAAAAGCAGUAUGAGCCAGAACCUCUGCCAUAG
Molecule: messenger RNA, 1515 nt
Organism: Terrapene triunguis (Three-toed box turtle)
Lineage: Eukaryota; Metazoa; Chordata; Testudines; Emydidae
Gene: BLK
Product: BLK proto-oncogene, Src family tyrosine kinase
Exons: 12
Coding region: 1-1515 (504 amino acids)
Biological process (GO): cell differentiation; protein phosphorylation; cell surface receptor protein tyrosine kinase signaling pathway
Cellular component (GO): extrinsic component of cytoplasmic side of plasma membrane
Molecular function (GO): signaling receptor binding; ATP binding; non-membrane spanning protein tyrosine kinase activity
Source: RefSeq, a predicted model, not a curated record